AUGACUGUUCAAACUCAAAGCAACGGCGCCAAUGGCAUCCACAAUUCUGCCUUGCCUCUGGUUCAAACUUUAUCAAAGGAACAUGAUCUAGUACUGAGGACCUUUCGAUUGCUGAUUGCAGACCUUUGCCAGCAAUUUAAUGGUGGACAUCCUGGCGGUGCCAUUGGUAUGGCUGCAAUUGGUGUCUCGCUAUGGAAAUACGUGAUGCGCUAUGCUCCUCACACCCCAAGCUUCUUUAACCGGGAUCGCUUUGUUCUAUCAAAUGGUCACACUUGCCUUUUCCAAUAUUCUUUCCUGCAUCUUACUGGCUACAAGGCCAUGACCUUUGAACAACUCAAGUCAUACCAUUCGGAUCGUGUUGAUGCGCUGUGCCCUGGACACCCGGAGAUUGAGCAUGAAGGUAUUGAGGUCACGACUGGCCCUUUGGGUCAGGGUAUCGCAAAUGCCGUGGGACUCGCCAUGGCGACCAAGAACCUCGCCGCUACUUAUAAUCGCCCUGGAUUUGAUGUGGUAAACAAUCACACCUGGUGUAUGAUUGGUGAUGCGUGUUUGCAGGAGGGUGUUGGACUCGAGGCAAUCUCGUUGGCUGGACAUUUCCGGUUAAAUAACCUCACCGUCAUUUAUGACAACAACCAGAUUACUUGCGACGGAUCUGUCGAUCUCACCAAUACCGAGGAUGUGAAUGCAAAGAUGCGCGCGAGUGGAUGGGAUGUGAUUGAGGUGUCUGAUGGAUGUUUCGACAUUGAGGGUAUUGUUCGUGCUUUGGAACAAGGUCGAGCAUCGAAGGAGAAGCCUACAUUUAUCAAUAUCAAGACUGUUAUCGGUCUCCACAGCAGUGUGGCUGGAACUGCGGUUGCCCACGGUGCUGCCUUUGGUGCUAAGAGCAUAGUUGACAUGAAGACCGCGUACGGGUUCAACCCGGAAGAGCACUUUGUCAUUGGCGAAUCUGUGCGCCAGUUCUUCCAAGGACUCCCUGAGCGUGGAGAGCAGUGGGUUCAGGAGUGGAACCAGUUGGUGAGCGACUACACUGCCGAGCACCCUGAGUUGGGAGCCAACUUCCAGGCUCGCGUUCGCGGAGAGCUUCCAGCGAAUUGGCAUGAACAUAUUCCAUCCAACUUUCCCGAGAAGCCUACCGCUACACGUGCCGCAUCCGGUUUGGUGUUCAAUCCAAUUGCUAAAAAUGUGAACUCCUUUAUGGUCGGCACUGCAGACCUAUCGCCAUCCGUCAACAUGAUAUGGCCUGGGAAAGUCGAUUUCCAACAUCCCAGCCUUCGUACAACUUGCGGCAUCAAUGGCAACUAUUCUGGUCGCUAUAUUCACUAUGGCGUUCGUGAACAUGCCAUGGCUGCCAUCUCCAACGGCUUGGCUGCUUACUCCCCUAAUACAAUCAUUCCAGUUACCUCGACCUUCUUUAUGUUCUACCUAUACGCUGCUCCCGCCGUUCGAAUCGGUGCGCUACAACAUCUCCAGAUUAUCCACGUCGCCACGCAUGACUCGAUUGGCAUGGGUGAGGAUGGGCCGACCCACCAGCCGAUUGAGCUGGCCAACUUGUAUCGUGCAAUGCCAAAUCUCCUGUACAUCCGCCCGGGUGACAAUGAAGAGACAGCGGGUGCAUGGAUUGCUGCAAUCGGCGCUAAGAACACGCCAACCAUCAUUUCUACCUCUCGCCAGACUCUGCCCCAGAUUGCUCAAACACGUCGGGAUGGCGUGACACUUGGCGCAUAUGUUCUGCUGGAAGCCGAAUCAGCUACUGUGACUCUCAUUGGUGUUGGCGCUGAACUAUCUUUUGCAUUGGAAGUUGCCGAUCAACUGAAGACACAGAAAGGCGUUACUGCACGUGUCGUUAGCUUCCCAUGUCAGCGCCUGUUUGAGAAGCAGUCAUUGAAGUACAAGCGUGACACACUGCAACGACACCGUGGCAUACCAGCUGUUGUAAUUGAGCCUUAUGCCCCCAACGGCUGGGAGCGAUAUGCAGAUGCAGGCAUCUGCGUGACGCGAUUCGGUCACAGUCUUCCGGGCAAGGCGGCGUAUAGGUUCUUUGGAUAUGAGACUGCUACGUUGACUAGCAAGGUGGCUAGCUACUUGGAGAAGCUCCAGGAAGACGAGUUCCUUCGCGGCGAAUUUGUCGAAUUGUGA
Molecule: messenger RNA, 2136 nt
Organism: Penicillium soppii
Lineage: Eukaryota; Fungi; Ascomycota; Eurotiomycetes; Eurotiales; Aspergillaceae
Product: transketolase family protein
Exons: 4
Coding region: 1-2136 (711 amino acids)
Biological process (GO): pentose-phosphate shunt
Cellular component (GO): cytosol
Molecular function (GO): transketolase activity
Source: RefSeq, a predicted model, not a curated record